UGUUGAUAGCCUAAAAUUAUUGCAACGUAAUGAUGCCGUAUCUUUUUAUAGCAAUUUUUGUUGGUUGGGUUGUAGUGUUGUCCGGUACGGUCGUAGGCGAUGGUUUUCCAUGGAUGGGAAGUGGGAAUGCGGUCUAUGGACCAGCUCGCCCUGUAUACGGCAACAGUCUGUAUCGCAACGAAACUAGAAGCUAUAAGGCUUUCCCAACGGCUUAUCGACUGCCAGGAAUUAAUUACAUGGACGCUUACGCUAACGAUGUGGAUGGCGCCUAUUUGCCGGCGAAUCCUUCCCCGUCUUAUUCGCUAUCAGAAAUCAUCGGACCGGCAUGUCUACCGGAUGCUGGUCACGGCAGCGCGUACGCCGGAUUUUGUGUAGCAUCCGAAGCAGCUUACCUCUGCAGCAACAUGUCAUCAUCCAAGUACUCCAAAGAUUGCGCAAAUUUCCGGUAUGGCGACGCCAUCUGCUGUUACAAUGCGGUUGUGCCGCCCACAUCUACAGUGGCGCCGCCCACAGGGCCUCCGGUGAAUAAUUCGAUUUUGCGAGAAUUUCUUCACUCCCAUUCAGCGUACGUACAGGAGAUGCAGUGCGGUAUUCCCAAUAUCGAUCCGCAGGUGUUCAUUGCGCUUGAGAAGCAGUCCGUUGGACGUGUCAUUCGGAGGAAACGAAAUAAUUUCGUCAUUCCGGUGGCGAGACCCAACAGACCGACCGUGUCCAAUCCUUUGGUACCACCAACCUUCCCGAUACCAUUCAACGGCCAAAUCGUUGCCCAACCGAAAGCAACUGGUCGAAUCGUUGGGGGAUUUGACGCGCCUAAUGGAAGCGCAUCCAUUUGCUGGCAGGUGGGUGUGUUGAUGCGGACAGCCCUGGGUGCAUAUCGCUGCGGUGGGGUGAUUAUUGGCGCGCGCACUAUCCUUACAGCCGGCCACUGCCUGAUCGGUCCGCUAAACAUUUCUUCCGCUGCGGAAUUCAACGCCUCCGCGAUUAAUGUGACGGUGACUAUUGGGGCCACAACCGCGCUGGUCAGUGGCUCGGAGGGCGCGGAAACUUUCCCAGGGCGAGUAGAAGGAUGCGCUCGUGACUACCAUGUGGCCGUGCCUAUCCCGCACGAGGAGUAUGACUUUGUGAAAGAGAACAACGAUGUUUCUCUGCUCAUAUUGGAUGAAGACAUUGAUUUCCGUUUACACGGAGAAUGCGCUUGUAAACUCUGCCUGAACACGCUGGAACCGCAACCCGGCGAUAUCUGUAUAGCAUCCGGAUUCGGGCUGGAAACGCAAAUCCCAAUAGACUUCAACGGAACUUUCCCGGAUCAGCCGCGCCCCGAAACGCCCCUCAAAUAUGUCCCCCAGACCAUCCAUCCGAUGGACUUUUGCUUCAUCACACCGGGCUACAACAACCUAACAAACUAUGACCUUUACAUCUGCGCCGGAGGACUGGGCGAGAAUGUGUGCUUCGGCGACAGCGGCGGACCGUUAUUCUGCUACGACCGGCAGACUCGCACGCAGUAUUUAGCAGGGUUGACCUCGCAUGGAUGGGGAUGUGCGGAAGUCGGAUCGUUCUACACGAAAGUUCACCCGGUUCUGCCGUGGAUUUUUAACCACGCGCCGCUGAACGAUGUAUCGGUCAUGAUUCAUAAAGGAAAAAGUCACAAAACAUACGAUUGAUAACAAAUUCUAAUCAGAGUUUUAUGUACGCUAGUUCGAAAGGUUUAUUCAAGACCUGAACGCCGCUCUACAGAUACACACUUGU
Paramacrobiotus metropolitanus is the source of this 1746-nucleotide messenger RNA. Its product is annotated as proclotting enzyme-like. The coding region runs from base 30 to 1661 and encodes 543 amino acids. Gene Ontology annotation, molecular function: serine-type endopeptidase activity. Gene Ontology annotation, biological process: proteolysis. The transcript is spliced from 5 exons. The record is from RefSeq and is a predicted model, not a curated record. Lineage: Eukaryota; Metazoa; Tardigrada; Eutardigrada; Parachela; Macrobiotidae.